This is a messenger RNA of Cutaneotrichosporon oleaginosum, 1453 nucleotides long. RefSeq lists its product as uncharacterized. NCBI's taxonomy places the organism in Eukaryota, Fungi, Basidiomycota, Tremellomycetes, Trichosporonales, Trichosporonaceae. The record is from RefSeq and is a predicted model, not a curated record.
CAACUAUCAGUCUCACUUUCUCAACCAUCCACAUCCUCAUACUGCCCAUCCAUCUUUGCGCGCCCUCUGUUCUUUCUUUCGGGCUUCGCAUUCGCACCUACCCAUCCCCGCGCGCCCACCAUGCCCGACAUUGACGGCAAAGACGACCUCGUGUCGCGUGCCAUCCUCCGCGUCGCUGAACAGACACGUUUCCUCGUCCCGUGGACCGCCCUGCCGUUUGCGAGCGCGAGCCUCGCUGUCGCUGGCCUUCUUCAAAACCUCACGAGCCAGACCGUGCACGACGUGUACUUCCCUUUCGUGCGCUUCAGCGUCUUGCACGCUGUACGCGUCGGUAUCGCGUGGGCGGCUAUGACGCGGGGGCGAAAGCCCGUGAGCGUGUCUGCCGACCUGUUUGGGUUUCUCGUCAUUGCGUGGGGCGGCGGCACGCUCGUCUCAUUGCUCCUCGGCACCCCGCCGGCGUGGCUCGUUUCGCCCGUCCCCUGGGUUGUCUACACCGCCGUGUAUCUCUGCACCAUCCCGACCAAGGUCGCGAGCCUGCUCGGCUCGGCGCCCGCGUUGCCCCUUGGUCUCGCCCUUUCCCUAGUCGAUGGGCUGACGCGCGGCGUCUCGGUCGCCUCUAUGCCCGCGCUGACCGAGGCCUCGCCCCAGACGGCGGGAUCAUGGCUUGCACCCGCCGUGCUCGGUGCUAUCGCGACGUGUGGCGGCGGUUGGAUUGCGCAGAUGCUCGGCCUCGCUAGAGAGUCGUGGGCGAUCGGAAGACCCUCCGUCCUUGGCGGCGGGGUGUGGGACACCCUCGACGUGUGGGCCGCCAUGAUUGCGGGCGUGGCCUACUCUGCCCUCGACGGGCGCUACCCUGCGCUGCAGAAGGUCCGCCCUCUGAUCGCGGAUGCCCUCCCAGACGAUCUUGAGAUCAACGGCAGCGUCGCGCGCGCUGUCGCCGUUCUCAUCUUCACUGGCCUCUUCGCCUUGCGCACCCUCGCUGUCUACUUCCGCCCCGCGGUUAAGGCCACCGAGCACCGCAUCCAGGCCAAGGCUGCCAGCUUGCCCUCCAAGGCCGCUGCGCUGUCGGAGAAGACCAAGGCCGAGGUGCCUGUGAUUCAGGCCGCAAUGCCGUCGGAGAAGGCGCAGGCCAGCGUUCCUGCCGUCACGACUGCGACGCUCUCGGAGAAGCCUAAGCCUGAGAUUCCCGCGGUUAAGGCGCAGACGCCCAAGGCUCACACGCCCGAGCCCGAGAUGCCUCGCAGAUCUACUCGAUCCUCGCGCUCCAAUACCCCCGCAACUCAUACGACGCCCGCCGUCGGCGAGGACACCCCGAAGAAGGCGCGUAAACGGCAAUCUAAGAAAAAGGCCGUGUCGUAGUUGUCUGUAUCUCUCGCCCUACUACAGCCAUCAUAAUGCCACACCCUCGCCUUCGCACCUCUCGUACACAUGCAUGAUGAGAUACUGACUGUUG